UCUACUCGUUCUACAGAGGGCCGCUCAAUCCACUGCCCACUCCCCAUAACACAGCCAUGAUCUCUCUUUCAAGGACUAAACGCCUGCCUACACCACUCAUAAAGUCAUCACUCACAGCAACGCCAACCAUUACCCCAUCUCGCAUCCCAACUUUAUCCUUCUCUCACCACUCCCGCCCCUUCCAAUCACUCUAUUCUCCUCGCUUCACAUUUAGCACAUCACACGGAAAGGGAAAGAACAAGGUCUACGAUGCUUCCUCCCCUUUGCUUUCUUCACCAAAAACUUUGGCAACUUUUCAACAUCUCGGACAUGCUCGGUAUCGCAUCACCGAGCGUCUCGGUCAUCCUCCAUCAUUCCACACUUCUGCCAGACGCGAAGCUAUACCUCUAAUACCGGUUGGAAUAUCUGUCGUAAAGGGAGCUUCCAUCUUGACCGCUGCCACUGCAUUCUCUCGCAUUAUCAUCUCCUUCCUCCCCAUAGGUACGAUCGCAGCCUUUAAGAUGAUUCGUCUAGGUAGAUGGAUAGAGUCCGGCGUGGAAUGUCCAACAGUGAGCCCAAAGGCAGAAGAAUUUUUCAAAAUGUGGUGUGAAGGGGAAAAGAGCAUUAAGCUAAAACCUGAAGAGGCAAAUGCGUUGAUUGAUUCCCAACCAGACAAACUUGGUGGCUUGACUCUGCCAGAUGGACGCGUUGCCUACUCAAUGCCUCUUCCUCCCCGAAAAUUUCGACGUCCAUCCCAGGACCCAGACAUCCAGUUUGACGUCACUCCAAAAAUGCUUAUGGAACAUUUCCACGGCAAUCGACGAAAGGUAGCUUUUGUAAUCCGCCGGAGAUAUUAUAUUAUUCCCCCUCUUCCAUCUUCUGCUGAAAACUACUACAACAGACUUGAAUCAAAGCAGCAGGCAGAAGUUGAUUCCCUCAGGCGAUAUUGGCUUGGUUUAAAAACUUUCAAAGAUUGCUUCCAAUGGGGCCGUUGGUUUGUCGCUACCGUUUUUUUCCUGCCAUUCCUCUUAAUCUGUGGCGCAUACAUUGCCGGUCUGGAAAGAGUACCUCUUACUGGCAGAUGGAGAUUAAUCUUGCUCACACCAGAAGAAGAGGAUGCCAUUUCGACAAGUCUCGCCGGUGGAAAUUGGUACCGAAGUGUCAUCAACCUUCUCACUACUCCCGAACGCCCAGCUCCACCUAUAGUAUCCACCGAUGACUGGCGGUGGGCCUGGGUUCAAAGCGUCCUCAACCGGCUAGAAACUGCCGCUCUUACCGAAUGCCAGUUGAUCCCUCCAGAGCAAAGACCUCAUAACGAAUAUGUCUCAGCUCUUCCCUUACCGCCACCUAUCUAUCACCCAUUCAAGCCUCGCCCUCGAGUUUCCUCUCUCCUUCAUUCUGUUCUUCCUGGCGGUGAGCCCAAUACUGGCCGUGAGCACCUUGAAGUAGGGCCACCGUAUAACAUCAUGUUGCUGCAAAAAGAUGAGCAAAAUGCGUUUUCAUAUGGAUUUGGCGGUAAAAAGGCUGGCGGUAUCGUCAUCUACACGGGAUUAUUAGACGAGAUCCUUCGUCAUUCUUCACCAACACCCCAAUCUGCACCCCAAAUAGAAACGCCUCAAUCAGGUUUCCUUUCUGGCUUAUUCUCGACCUCUCGCACUUCCAAUCAGAAUCAGCAACAUCACAUCCAGCCCACAGAAGAGCAAAAUCUCCAUCUUGCUUGUAUCUUGGCGCACGAAAUGGGCCAUUUAUUACUGAGCCAUCACCUUGAAACACUUUCUCAGCAACAAGUCCUCUGGCCUAGUGUAUUAGGAUUUAGUAUGGAUCUUAUCCGAGCCUUUAUCUGGCCUUUGACUGUUUUCCUUGGACCGACAGUCAACGAUGCUUUGGCCAAUAUGGGAAGAACUAGCUCAGAAGAGUUGGCGGACAAGUAUGGAGAGAUUGGGUUCCAGUGGAAGCACGAGUAUGAAGCGGAUCUUGCCGGUUUACGGAUACUCGCGAGAGCAGGUUAUGACCCACGAGCAACAAUCGGUCAUUUCCAAAGUUCUGUCGCGAGCUUACACGAGAUCCAACCUGAUGACAAGGCCGAUAACAACACCCUCACGGGUGCUGCGUUCAAACUUUGGACCAAGGCGACACAUCCUUCAGUCGAGCAAAGGACAGAUGCCAUCCGAAAGGAGAUUGAUAGAUGGCAAGAAGAAGCAAAGAAACUGACGCAAAAGUGAUGGGCGCGGGUUUGGUGACUUGCUGUUGCGGCAGAAAGGAUAUAGAUAGCUUUGAGACUUAUCAGCAAAACGUUGGACAUGUUUUUGGAUCUUGAGGUUUCGGGUUUUGGUUCGGCAAAAUUCAUUUGAAUCAAGACACAGAUGGUAUCUUUUGUUGUUGUGUUUAUAUGGGAUAUGACUGUCAGAUUUUGGCCAUGCAUCCUCUCUC
Messenger RNA from Cryptococcus deneoformans JEC21, 2409 nucleotides. Its product is annotated as expressed protein. Gene Ontology annotation, molecular function: metalloendopeptidase activity. The transcript has 4 exons. Gene Ontology annotation, biological process: protein quality control for misfolded or incompletely synthesized proteins; mitochondrial protein processing. Bases 57 to 2201 code for a protein of 714 amino acids. The record is from RefSeq and is a predicted model, not a curated record. Gene Ontology annotation, cellular component: mitochondrial inner membrane. Lineage: Eukaryota; Fungi; Basidiomycota; Tremellomycetes; Tremellales; Cryptococcaceae.